Tauraco erythrolophus (red-crested turaco) is the source of this 1538-nucleotide messenger RNA. RefSeq names its product adrenoceptor alpha 2C (gene ADRA2C). Lineage: Eukaryota; Metazoa; Chordata; Aves; Musophagiformes; Musophagidae. The record is from RefSeq and is a predicted model, not a curated record. Gene Ontology annotation, cellular component: plasma membrane. Gene Ontology annotation, biological process: platelet activation; regulation of vasoconstriction; G protein-coupled receptor signaling pathway. Gene Ontology annotation, molecular function: epinephrine binding; alpha2-adrenergic receptor activity.
GCGGUGGUGAGCUUCCUCAUCGUCUUCACCAUCGUGGGCAACGUGCUGGUGGUGAUAGCAGUGCUCACCAGCCGGGCGCUGAGAGCCCCCCAGAACCUCUUCCUGGUGUCCCUGGCCAGCGCGGACAUCCUGGUGGCUACCCUGGUCAUGCCUUUCUCCUUAGCCAACGAGCUUAUGAAUUACUGGUACUUCGGCAAGGCUUGGUGUAACAUUUACCUGGCGCUGGACGUGCUCUUCUGCACCUCCUCCAUCGUCCACCUGUGCGCCAUCAGCCUCGACAGGUAUUGGUCAGUCACACAGGCGGUGGAGUACAACCUCAAACGGACACCUCGGCGGAUCAAGGCCAUCAUCCUCACUGUCUGGCUCAUUUCAGCUGUCAUCUCCUUCCCACCAUUGAUCUCCAUGUAUCGGGACCCUGAAGGAGAUGUCUUUCCCCAGUGCAAGCUCAAUGACGAGACAUGGUACAUCCUUUCUUCUUGCAUUGGCUCUUUCUUUGCCCCCUGCCUCAUCAUGGUGUUGGUCUAUAUCCGCAUCUACCGCGUGGCCAAGCUAAGGACCAGGACCCUCUCUGAAAAGCGUACAAUGCCAGAGGGGUCCUCCCAGACUGAGAAUGGCUUGAGCCGCCCUGCUGGGGGCUGCACAUCUCUGAGGAUGCAACUGGGAGAGAAUGGACAUUAUUCAAUGCACCACUGGCGCAAAGCCUCUGAGCUGGAGGACAUUGAGCUGGAGGAGAGCAGCACCUCAGAAAGCAGACGGAGGCGGAGCCGGGAGGAGCAUCCCCGCAAAAGCAGCAAGAGCCAGUCCUUCUCCUACUCAUAUUCCUCCAAGCACUCUAGUAGCCGUCUGUCCCGCUCUAGCAAUCGCUCCAUGCAGUUGUUCUCGUAUCGCCGUCGCCGGAAGCGUAGCAGCAUCUGCCGUAAGAAAGUCACCCAGGCCCGGGAGAAACGCUUCACUUUUGUGCUGGCCGUGGUCAUGGGAGUCUUUGUAGUUUGCUGGUUCCCUUUCUUCUUCAGCUACAGCCUCUAUGGUAUUUGCCGGGAGGCAUGUGAGGUCCCUAAGACUCUCUUCAAGUUCUUCUUCUGGAUUGGGUAUUGCAAUAGCUCCCUCAACCCAGUCAUCUACACCAUCUUCAACCAGGACUUCCGCAGGUCCUUUAAACACAUUCUCUUUAAGAAGAAGAAAAAGAACUUCCGGCAUUGAGCUGGAGAGAUGGAUUUGCCUUUAGCAGGAGGGGAGUUAAAAGAGAAGGAGAAGGCUCUACGCUGAAAAAUAAGGGAGGGAGGAGAACAUGCAUGGGGUUUGGGCUUAGAGAGAAGGAAGAGGGGUUGCUCCCUCAGUGGUGCAGAGUGGUGUUGUGGGUUACCGGAACGGUGUUCGGGAGGCUGAGGGCAUUCACCAUUGUGCAGAAUGGCGACAUGGUGCUGCAGGAGCGGUGCUGGAGUGUGGAUGGGUAAAGGGGGACAGGAAUGAUUGUCUUUGAACCUUGAUGGAGGGCAUGGGGAGUCCACAAAGAAAACUAGGCUAAGACACUGAGUUUG